AUGAGAGAGUAUAAACUUGUUGUUUUAGGAUCUGGAGGUGUGGGGAAAUCGGCCUUGACUGUUCGAUUCGUACAGUCUAUCUUUGUAGAGAAGUACGACCCAACUAUUGAAGAUUCGUACCGGAAGCAGGUAGAAAUAGAUAGCCAGGAAUGUAUGCUCGAAAUAUUGGAUACGGCUGGUACUGAACAAUUUACAGCAAUGAGGGACCUUUAUAUGAAAAAUGGCCAGGGAUUUCUAUUGGUCUUUUCAAUAACGAGCACUGUCACUUUUGACGACCUGAGUCAGUUGAAGGAACAAAUUUUGAGAGUGAAAGAUUAUGAAGCUGUUCCUAUGGUAUUGGUUGGAAACAAAACAGACCUUGAAAAUGAGCGUAUGGUGUCUAAAGAGGAUGCUUUUGACAGAGCACAAAAAUGGGGCAACAUACCUUUCUAUGAAACGUCAGCUAGAUGCAAAAUCAACGUAGAUGAAGUAUUUUAUGAUUUGGUUCGACAGAUCAAUAGACAGACAGCUACUAAGGAAAAACAGAGGAAAAGGUUUCGAUGUAAUAUUCUAUAA
Molecule: messenger RNA, 555 nt
Organism: Mycotypha africana
Lineage: Eukaryota; Fungi; Mucoromycota; Mucoromycetes; Mucorales; Mycotyphaceae
Product: ras related protein 1b
Exons: 3
Coding region: 1-555 (184 amino acids)
Biological process (GO): signal transduction
Cellular component (GO): plasma membrane
Molecular function (GO): GTP binding; GTPase activity; GDP binding
Source: RefSeq, a predicted model, not a curated record